This is a messenger RNA of Aspergillus udagawae, 1374 nucleotides long. Its product is annotated as putative C6 transcription factor. The record is from RefSeq and is a predicted model, not a curated record. Bases 1 to 1374 code for a protein of 457 amino acids. Lineage: Eukaryota; Fungi; Ascomycota; Eurotiomycetes; Eurotiales; Aspergillaceae. The transcript has 4 exons.
AUGAUCUUCCAGAAGAACUAUACCCAGACCACGACCCGCACUGACUACCUGGCGGCUGUAAAACCCUUCGCGCGAAGGUGUAGUCUACCUGUCCGAGCACCAUACCCUGGUACAGAUAUCCUGCCGGAUGACGCCACUCCAAAAGAAGUGAGCGAGGAGGAUGUCGUCGAGUUUGCAGUGCGGGGAUUCUUCUACGACUUUACUGUUUCAUCACCCGAUAGCAUUAGCGCAUCUGUUGGCUUUCUCAAGAAUCUGGAGCUGCAGGUCCAACUCAAAGGGCUGGACUCAGUCCUUGGAAAAGCCUGCACGAUGAUUAGCUAUGCGAAUAACGCUAGGAAGCUCCGUCGGCCGUCUUUCACGACCAAGGCAGAGAUGAUGUAUCAUGAACUGCUGCGGUAUCUUGCGAAAGAGAUAUCGAGACCAGCAUCCGUGAGAGAGAGGUCAGAACUUACUCAGCUGGCUUCGCUAAUGGGUCUUUACGAGGUUGUCAUGGCUGAUGAGACCCGUCUUGCACAAAUCGACGUACAUGCUAGAGGGUUAGCGGGGAUGUUGCAAGUCGAAAACUCGCCCUUGGGCUUUGUCUGGGGAGUAAUUUCUCAUCACUCUGUUAGCCCCAGUGCAAAGAUGCGAGAUCCGGGUCUUGUGCGCUCACCAGAUUUGGUCAGUAGUCUGGGAUCACUACAUGAUAUCCUGGUUGAAAUAUAUCCCCUGAAGAUGGAAGCGGAACGUGUACUGGUGGAUUUAGAACUGACAGAGCCAUAUGCUCAUGCCCUUCGACAGCGGGCAUCGAUACUCAACAACCGGCUAGCACAGUGGGAAGCCAGUGUCGCGCCAGAAAGCAGGCCGAUCACAAUAAGCCACGUACCAUCGAGCAGCGACCCGUACAUUGAAGUGGGACACUGGCCCGGUCCAUUGCACAUGUACAUUGACCUUCGUGCGGCAGCUAUAUUUAACAUCAGUCGCGUUGCGCGAUGUUACCUCCUUGACAUGAUUUCCGGGCUCAAAGCCAUGCAGCCCGACGAGGAGGACGAUGAUCAAGAGAUAUUGAAGGCCGUCCAGCUCAUCCAGGACUUUACCUCCUCAAUCCCAUAUCACCUAGUCGAGGACUUGCAUUCCUUCUCUGCGAAUGUCCAACGUGGCAAUACCAUCGAACAGCCUGGGAGGGCAGUUGGUGGAUUACUACUGAUUUAUCCCCUGUACAUCGCUUCUCAGCUAUCCAUCGUACCGCUAGAGUUGCAGGACUAUUUCAAACGGUGCCUGGUCUGGAUUGGACAAAAUAUGGGACUUGGAUACGCUUCUCUGCUGGCUAAGAUCCAUUUUCACAUCGGAGAUCUAGCUGCGGGAUGCAUGAUCGUCUACGGAGGGUUGCUCUGA